UAUUUCCGCCUGCGCAAAACGAGUGUAGUUUCCUGGUCUUGUGGUCGCGGUCCUUCGCUGUCCCGCGCUAUCGCAAGCCACCGCACGCCAUCUCUCGAAAUCUGCAGACAUCCUGCUUUUUCCCGGGCUGUCUGCCACGUCUCCGCCGCCACUCGACGUCAGGGCACCGGGAGUGUCACAUGACUGCUGCCCCAUGUGAGAGAUGUCCUCCAGGACAGCAUGGGUCCUGAGGUUCCAGGAGGGUCGCUUCACUACAGAGCCUGGCAGUUAGCCAAGAUUGCACCACUGCAUUCUAGCCGCGGUGACAGAGGAAGACUCCGUCUUGAAAAAGAAACGGUGAAAGAAAACCACUGGAUGGAAAUCUCUCCCAAGCCAGCACCCUGUGAACCCUGAAGAUAAGCCAUAUGACUUAUCACAUCCAGUGUGCAAGUGAUUGUUCUGGCACCAUGCCCAGCAAGUGCUAAAACAUGGGUCAGAGUCAGGCUACACUUUGCUCAGUGCUCGGUGGUCCUGGCUGCCACUCGGGAAGCUCUGUUCCCAGGGAGCAGGUCUGAGAAGCAGGGGUGGACUUCCCUGAGAUAACUGUCAUCGCGUAGCCAGCAAGAGUGGUAGCGGCCCACGAUUGGAGCACGGCCAGCAAGCGACUCACCUCCAUUUGAAGCCAUCCCCUCAGGCUGUCUGACAGUUUCCACAAUGAGAAGAGUCCUCCCAGAGAGUGACCUGCCUCAACAGAUUCUCCUGAGUUCAGGCUCCCUACACGCCUUUCCUCACUGAAUUAUGUACCAGAAUCUAAAGGUGCUGAUUGACCCUGUUUCUUUUCAAGACAAGGACACUCUCAGCAUCCACCACCUCAUGCUGCCCUGUGCUCGAGAAGAGUUGAUUGAUAAGAAAACACAGAGUGCAGUACCUCGGAUGCAGUCUGCGAUUGAACUUGAAUGCGUGAUCAGAGACCGCAAAACUAUUCCCAGAAAGGAAUUGAAUGUUCAAAAAGUUACACCGUCUACAGAUAAAAACAAGUACGGCAUUUGGCUAAGGUCAGAACCGGAUCACAUGGUCCUGGGGAAGCGUCUGAAGGGAGCCUUUAAGGCAGUGAUGACGUCCAUCAAGCAGCUGAGCAGUGAGGAGCUGGAGCAGUUCCAAAAGACUGAGACGGGGUUUCACCAUGUUGACCAGGCUGAUCUUGAACUUCUAGCUUCAAGUGAUCUUCCUGCCUGGGCAUCGCAAGGUGCUGGUAUUACAGAAGUUUCUGAGGCCUCACCAGAAGCCGAGCAGAUGCUGGUGCCAUGCUUGUAUGGCCUGCAGAACUGUCCACUAAACGUCUUUUCUUUACAGAUUGCCCAGUCUCAGGUAUAUCUUUAUAGGAAAGCAGAAUGGACUAAUACAAAUGCUAAGAGAGGCUGAGUGAUUUGCUCAAGAUCAGAAAGCCAGUGAUGGGUAGAGCCAGGUUUUGGAUCCAGGCCUGGCUGAGUCCCCAGCGUAGCUAGCUACAGCUGCAUUCUUGUGCUUUGCUGGGGGAAUUGCAGCAGGAGAUAAAGAGUGAGAUAAUCUGCCUGGCAUGGUGGUUCACACCUAUAAUCCCAGCAUUUUGGGAGGCCAAGGCGACAUCAUCUGAGAUGAGGAGUUCGAGACUAGCCUGGCCAACAUGGCAAAACCCUGUCUCUACCAAAGAUACAAAAAUGAGCCAGGUGUGGUGGCACACGCCUGUAAUCCCAGCUACUUGGGAGUCUGAGGCAGGAGAAUUGCUUGAACCUGCGAGGCGGAGGUUGUGGUAAGCUGAGAUUUUGCACCAUUGCACUCCAGUCUGGGCAAUAGAGUGAGACUCUGUCCCUGUCCCCCGAAAAUGUGGGAUAGUUCCUGAGAAAGGGGCAGGUAUAGGGCUGUGGAAUCACAGAGCAGGGAGAAUGUUCUCCCAGGUAGAGCGCUUGGGAAUGGGACGUGGGGGAAAAGAUAGUCUACUGCAGAAGAGGAAGUGGGGGAGGGACUGAUGGAGACUUAGCAGGACAUGCCAGGAGCAGCUGGAGGUUGGGCAGAGGCACAGCAAAGGCCCAGGCACAUGUGAAGGCGGUUGUUGAGUUUAAUCACAGCUAUGGGGUCGAUCCUUCGUCCUGUGAACAGUAUGAGCCCUGCAAUCCAGUGUUGUGGACCCUACGUGCUGCUACUUGGACUUUUUGAAUUACUCUGGAUUCAGAGAGCACAGCAGCCCGGUUUCAUCACUUACUGGCUGUGUGACUCUGAGCCAGAGGUUUCCUCAUCUGAAAACUGGGGGUAAUGAUAGUAGCAUCUCCC
Messenger RNA from Callithrix jacchus (white-tufted-ear marmoset), 2286 nucleotides. The record is from RefSeq and is a predicted model, not a curated record. NCBI's taxonomy places the organism in Eukaryota, Metazoa, Chordata, Mammalia, Primates, Cebidae.